This is a messenger RNA of Anopheles arabiensis, 1702 nucleotides long. RefSeq names its product glutathione S-transferase D7 (gene GstD11). Lineage: Eukaryota; Metazoa; Arthropoda; Insecta; Diptera; Culicidae. Gene Ontology annotation, biological process: glutathione metabolic process. Gene Ontology annotation, molecular function: glutathione transferase activity. The transcript has 4 exons. The coding region runs from base 859 to 1515 and encodes 218 amino acids. The record is from RefSeq and is a predicted model, not a curated record.
GACCGGGACGGUCCUACAUACAUUGGUUGCACGUGCACGGCCGUUCCCUUUACUACGGUUUCAACAACCCGGAGGCCGUGGCUGUGUGUUUGGUUGCAGUCGCGUCGAUGGACGAUGGAGAUGCGCUGAAGUCGCUUGUAUGUCCAGCUACGUUCCAACCACUCGUGUUCAGUUCCGAUCUAUCCGUCCGUGGGGCGUGUGUGUGUACGCGCGCGCGUUGUUCUAGACCGUUGCAUGUUAGAUACCGACAACUAAUUGCGAGAGUUUUCUAAAGGGUCCAAGGUCUCUGCGGUACGGUUUGCUAGUGACACAUCCGAACCGGGUCCAGUCGUGCAUGAUUCACCCGGAAAUCUUGAAAGGCAAACUCGCAAAUUUGAUGUUUGCAAGAAACCCGUUCCAGCGCAAACCAUCGGCGACAUCAUUGUCCCAACGCAAUAUCUCUACAUUUUAGCAAACGAGUUUAGCAAAGGAAACUCUCGUGGCCAGGCCGGGUUGGGUUUGGUAGAUUUCCCGGAACCCCUUCCCGCAGGCAAGGCCACCCCCGGCGCCAACUACAACGAAGCUCGAGUAUUUGUUCGGCUUCACGGUGCUGAUUCACCGACCAUAGUGUACUGGAACUGACGUGGCAUCACGUUGGAUGUCGAUACCGAGAGUUCUGUUCUGCUUGUUGUGCCACAGUCUACCGCAGGUCUACACGAUCCUUUGGUACGUCCGCUCUGGACCAUCCACAGCUGGUUCGAACCGUUGAAAGGAUAACACAACCACCACCACCGCCACCACACCAUCAUCACCGUCAAGCUGGGUAACUGUAUCGAGAGUGUUGCCGUGAUCCAAUCCAAAUUUGUCAAGCGCGGCCCAAUGAUGCCAGUGCUGUAUUAUCUGCCGCCAUCGCCACCGUGCCGAUCGGUGCUGCUGCUGGCCAAGAUGAUCGGCGUCGAGCUGGAGCUGAAAGCGCUGAACGUGAUGGAGGGCGAGCAACUGAAACCGGACUUUGUCGAGCUCAACCCACAGCACUGCAUACCGACACUGGACGAUCACGGGCUGGUGCUGUGGGAGAGCCGAGUGAUUCUUGCGUAUCUGGUAUCAGCUUACGGGAAGGAUGAAAACCUCUAUCCGAAAGAUUUUCGCUCCCGCGCCAUAGUCGAUCAGCGGCUGCAUUUCGAUCUUGGUACGCUUUACCAGCGUGUCGUCGAUUACUAUUUUCCAACCAUCCAGCUCGGCGCUCACCUAGACCAAACGAAGAAGGCAAAGCUGGCCGAAGCGCUCGGUUGGUUCGAGGCAAUGCUGAAACAGUACCAAUGGUCGGCGGCCAACCACUUCACGAUAGCGGACAUUGCGCUGUGCGUCACGGUCUCACAAAUCGAAGCAUUCCAGUUCGACCUCCACCCGUACCCGCGGGUACGUGCCUGGUUGCAAAAGUGCAAAGAUGAGCUACAAGGACACGGCUACAAAGAGAUCAACGAAACUGGAGCAGAAACGUUAGCGGGAUUGUUCCGGUCAAAGUUGAAGCAGUAGUAAGGUUGGGUCUAUGUGAAGUCGGGUCGGGUGAAGUCGGUAAUGGUUAGAAAUAGCACUGUUAGCUACAUUUUUCUAAAGCAUAAGGAUGUACUUGCUCCCAUUUGUCGUUGUACGCUAGUGUAUAGGCAGUUUGUUAUUCGAAGCCUUUUUUAAAUCUCUUAAAUAAACCAUAUCAGACAAAGGA